AUGAUCUCGCCAGUUCUGUUUAGUGCCUACGCCCUUGUGAGCGUAGUUGUCACGAUUAUCUUGAAUGUCGCUCGUCAGAUUCUCUUCCGUAACAAGAAUGAGCCUCCAAUGGUCUUUCACUGGCUCCCAUUCGUGGGCAGUACCAUCACUUACGGAAUGAACCCUUACAACUUCUUCUUCUCUUGCAGGGAAAAGUACGGCGACAUCUUCACCUUCGUGAUGCUCGGAAAGAAGACAACGGUGUAUCUGGGAAUCAAGGGCAACGACUUCAUCCUCAACGGAAAGCUCAAGGAUGUCAACGCAGAGGAGGUCUAUGGCCCACUCACGACGCCUGUUUUCGGAUCUGACGUUGUCUACGAUUGUCCCAAUUCCAAGCUCAUGGAGCAGAAGAAGUUCAUCAAAUUCGGCCUCACCCAAAGCGCACUCGAAUCGCAUGUCCAAUUGAUUGAAGCGGAAGUUCUGGACUACCUCAAGACAUCUCCACGGUUCAAGGGGAACUCGGGGGUGCUUGACGCACCGGCGGCCAUGGCUGAGCUUACCAUCUUCACUGCUGGUAGCGCACUUCAAGGGGAGGAAGUGCGCAAGAAGCUCACCACUGGAUUCGCUGACCUCUUCCACGACCUUGAACAGGGUUUUACUCCAAUCAACUUUAUCCUCCCAUGGGCACCGCUUCCGCAGAACCGCAAGCGUGACAUUGCUCACGCUCAGUUACGAGCAACAUACAUGGAUAUUAUCAAUGACCGACGCAAGAAAACCGAGCCACAAACUCCCGAUAUGCUUUGGAACCUCAUGAACUCUACGUACAAGAAUGGCACCCCUGUACCAGACAAGGAGAUUGCCCAUAUGAUGAUUACCCUUCUCAUGGCCGGCCAACACUCGUCUUCGUCAAUCAGUGCCUGGGUCCUGCUCAGGCUGGCGUCGGAACCUCGGAUUCUGGAAGAACUCUACCAAGAACAGCUCGACAACCUUAAACAUGAUAGCAAUGGGCAAUUUGAACCUCUACAGUACAAAGACCUUGAUCUUCUUCCAUUCCACAAGAGCGUCAUCAAAGAAACACUCCGAGUCCACCUGUCCAUUCACUCCAUUCUCCGCAAAGUGAAAAACCCAAUGCCAGUUCCCGGCACAUCCUACGUUGUCCCGGCUAGCCAUGUCCUUCUUGCCUCUCCCGGUGCGACUGCGCUCAGCGACGAGUACUUCCCCAACGCAAACGUCUGGAACCCACGCCGCUGGGAUAACCAACAAGCCGGCAAGGAAGAAGAAGAGGGUGGAGAGCUAAUUGACUACGGCUAUGGCGCGGUGUCAAAGGGCACGAACAACCCGUAUCUCCCGUUUGGCGGAGGUCGACACCGGUGUAUCGGCGAGAAGUUCGCAUAUGUCAAUCUUGGGGUCAUUGUCGCGACUAUUGUGCGCAACCUGAAGCUCUACAACGUGGGCGACAGGAAGGGCGUUCCUCCGACUGACUACUCGUCGAUGUUCUUGGGCGCCAUGCAGCCGGCUGUUGUUGGCUGGGAACGGCGUUUCCCUGAGAGUUCGUAG
Molecule: messenger RNA, 1536 nt
Organism: Aspergillus puulaauensis
Lineage: Eukaryota; Fungi; Ascomycota; Eurotiomycetes; Eurotiales; Aspergillaceae
Product: cytochrome P450
Exons: 2
Coding region: 1-1536 (511 amino acids)
Biological process (GO): ergosterol biosynthetic process
Molecular function (GO): monooxygenase activity; iron ion binding; heme binding
Source: RefSeq, a predicted model, not a curated record